AUGGGCAAGCCUAUCGUUCUCCAGCUCGGCGACGACAUCAAGUGGAACCAUGACCUCUACAAGGACUUCGGCUCCAAGUUCGAGAUCCGGCGCUCCUACAGCAUGUCGCGCGCCGAGUUCAUCCAGGCGCUGAAGGACAAGAAGUUCGGCGACUUCUUCGCCAUCUACCGCCCAUUCUGGAACACGGGAGGAGAGAUGGGCAACUGGGACAAGGAGCUGAUCUCGCUUCUGCCCUCGUCAUGCAAGGUCUACGCCAGUGCCGGAGCUGGGUUCGACUGGGUUGACACGGAGUCGCUGGCACAGCGGGGAGUGACUUACUGCAACGCCGCCGCGGCCUGCACGGAAUCUGUCGCCGACGGCGCCAUCUGGCUUCUCAUCUCCAUCUUCCGCCUCUUCUCGUGGUCAUCCACCGCCGCGCGCUCAGGCGACCCCGACCAGUUCGUCGACGCCAACAAGAACCUCGCCGUCGUCUCGCGCAACCCCAAUGGCUUCAGCCUGGGCAUCAUUGGCUUCGGCAAGAUCGGGCGCAGAAUCGCAGAGAAGGCUUACCGCUCCCACGACAUGAAGAUCCUGUACAACGACGUCGUCCGCAUGCCUGCCGAGCUCGAGAAGUCCACGGACGCGACAUACUACAAGAACGUCGACGACCUGCUCGCCACCGCUGACUGCGUCUUGGUCGCGACGCCUUUCGCCGGCAAGACGCUCCUCGACGCCCAGGGAAUCGCAAAGAUGAAGAAGGGCGCCAAGGUCAUCAACAUUGCCCGCGGCAAGUUGAUUGAUGAGGAUGCCCUCGUUGCUGCGUUGAAGAGCGGCCACCUGUCCGCUGCUGGACUUGACGUUCACUUCAACGAGCCCCAUGUCAGCAAGGAGCUCAUCAAGAUGAGGAAUGUCGAGGUUCUGUCGCACAAUGCUGGAGCUUCACUAGACGCUCACAUUGGCUUUGAGAGACUGGGCAUGGAGAAUAUUCUGUCCUUUGAGAAGACAGGCAAGGCCAUCACCCCGGUCAAUGCUCACUUGAUCAAGCAAAGCCGUCUGUGA
This is a messenger RNA of Colletotrichum siamense, 1038 nucleotides long. It is a transcript of the gene GOR1-2, whose product is annotated as Glyoxylate reductase 1. Gene Ontology annotation, molecular function: glyoxylate reductase (NADPH) activity; NAD binding; hydroxypyruvate reductase [NAD(P)H] activity. NCBI's taxonomy places the organism in Eukaryota, Fungi, Ascomycota, Sordariomycetes, Glomerellales, Glomerellaceae. Gene Ontology annotation, cellular component: cytosol. The coding region runs from base 1 to 1038 and encodes 345 amino acids. The record is from RefSeq and is a predicted model, not a curated record. The transcript has 2 exons.